AUGUCGACACUCAUCAAAGCCCUGCGACCCUUUGCUAGUUGCGACAUAGGAGAUGCACUUGUGAAGCUCAAAUAUCCUCUUGGUGGAUAUCUCAAUGGCAUCUCCAUCUGGAGCCCAGUACGGCAGGGUCACGGCGUCGCUCCUACGGUGAUUGGAGCGGCGGUAACUGUCAAGAUGGUUGACGCGAAAGACUCAUCUGCACCGACGCCCUCGAAACACUUUGCAGACUCCGCCGAACCUGGGAAGAUCAUGUACAUCCAACAACCCAAUGGCAUGCAAGCAGCUUGCUUCGGAGGACUCAUGGGUACGCGGCUGAAACAGAUCGGUGCAGCCGGCGUAAUCAUCGAUGGCCGCUUCCGCGACAUUCGAGAAAUGCAAGACUUGGGUCUACCUAUGUUUGCACGGUCCAGUUCCAUUCUUGGCUCCAAUUCAUUCACGAAAGCCUCGCAGCUGAACGUGCCGUUGCAGUUCAGCGGAGACCUCUGGAUCCAUCCAGGCGACAUUCUCGUAGGCGACGAAGAUGGAGUCGUCGUCGUUCCACCUUCGCUCGUGGAGCAGGUCGCUCAGCUGUGUCAUGAGCGGAAGGAGAUUGACGGGCGCACAUUACAAGACCUUUUGGACGGUGCAGAGAUGGGACCAACAAUCAAGAAGCAUCGAAAAUAA
Molecule: messenger RNA, 663 nt
Organism: Macroventuria anomochaeta
Lineage: Eukaryota; Fungi; Ascomycota; Dothideomycetes; Pleosporales; Didymellaceae
Product: RraA-like protein
Exons: 4
Coding region: 1-663 (220 amino acids)
Source: RefSeq, a predicted model, not a curated record